Molecule: messenger RNA, 714 nt
Organism: Lolium rigidum
Lineage: Eukaryota; Viridiplantae; Streptophyta; Magnoliopsida; Poales; Poaceae
Product: 40S ribosomal protein S26-like
Exons: 4
Coding region: 1-714 (237 amino acids)
Biological process (GO): translation
Cellular component (GO): ribosome; cytosolic small ribosomal subunit
Molecular function (GO): mRNA binding; structural constituent of ribosome
Source: RefSeq, a predicted model, not a curated record
AUGGCCACGCGCCGCCUGGUGGGCAAACCCUACCAGGACAAGGACCCGGAGAAGACGCCGCCGCCGACGGCCGACCUCGCUCUCGCUGCCUACUCCUCGCGACCUCGCCCCAGCCGCGCCCUCGCCAUGGUACGAGCUGAUCCCCCGUCCUUUCCGCUCUGGGUGCGCCCCAAUGCAGGUCUAAUCGAUCCUCUAUGUCGCUGCUCGCAGACGGUGAAGCGCCGCAACGGCGGCCGCAGCAAACACGGCCGCGGCCAUGUCAAGAUGGUCCGCUGCCACAACUGCGCCAAGGCAGUCCCGAAGGACAAGGCGAUCAAACGCUACUCGGUGAGGAACGUCGUGGAGCUAGCCGCCCUGAGAGAUCUGAAAGAAGCAUGUGUGUUCGAGGGAUACGUUCUUCCCAAGCUCUACGACAAGAUGCACUGGUGCAUCGGCUGUGCCAUCCACAAGAAGGUACUCAGUGUUCGCUCCCGUAAGGAAAGGAAGAACCGCGCACCGCCGCCCCGACACUUCCGCCCCAGGGAGGAAUGGCCUGUGGGUGAUGCUCCUCGUCCUGGUGGUGGCGGUGGGGGUACUGGUGGUGCUGGCGUUGGUUUCGGUGCCGGUGGUGCUGGCGGUGGCUUCGGUACUGGUGGUGCGGGUGGUGGUUUCGGUACUGGUGGUGCGGGUGGCAGCUUCGGUACCGGUGCUCCAGCUCCCAUCACUGGCGCCUGA